UAAUAGAAUGUCUCGUUUGACGGUUGCUUUGUAUCUGACGUCACUACUUGUAUGCGUGAUGUCACAAACUCCCACUGUGCCCACGGCACACGUCGCCCAUUUUGACAUGGUCUUCAAGGAUGCUGACAGCAACAGCGAUGGGAAACUGGAUCGUAACGAGUUUAUUGAAAGCUUUAAGAUUUACGACGCAAAUGGUGACGGUAUUGUGACAAAGCAGGAAUACAUGGACUUUAAUCAACUGACAAUGCCCCAUCACAUGCAUGUUGUAGACCCCAUGUUUACCUGGUACGACACGGACAAAGACGGGCAGUUGAACGUCCAGGACUAUCAGAGCUUUUUCCCAUUGAUGGACGCCAAUGGGGAUAAUCAGGUGACGGAGCUAGAGUUUGACAGCUACUGGGAGACAACUUUCAGAAACGAAGGUCUAAUCUAAUCAUCUGGCCAGGGUCAAUAACUCUUGGUACAAGGGAGAAGACACGAUAAGGUUAACA
This is a messenger RNA of Physella acuta, 491 nucleotides long. Its product is annotated as insoluble matrix shell protein 5-like. Gene Ontology annotation, molecular function: calcium ion binding. The record is from RefSeq and is a predicted model, not a curated record. NCBI's taxonomy places the organism in Eukaryota, Metazoa, Mollusca, Gastropoda, Physidae.